CGUAGGACAACAUGUUAACCUACUAGCUUAAAAUACUCUACAGGGCUGAACCGAAAAUGUAAUGUCUUCAUCUCUUCAUUGACGGUGUGUUGUGUGUUUACGUUUUACAAUUGUGGUUCUAGUGCUUCCUAAUUUCUUUUUAUUUAGAUGCAGCGUGUCAACAACAUUAGCUCGCAAGGGACACAGGUUAUACACCAAACAUACGAUAGGCUAAUGAAUUAAACAUUUAUAAUUUAUAAAAACAGUUGGCGGUGGCAAAGGAAAGAGAAGUACCACCGAAGAAAAAAAUCGAACCAUGGCAAACGCUAUGGGGCUAGAACUAGACGAUGAUAUUGCCGUGGACGAAGAGCUCCUGAAUUCGUUCAUCAAGUUUCCUCCCGAAGUCCAGAAUGCGAUCGAACAGGUAUUACCCAGCACUGAUCCACUGGACAAUCCCAACUUCAACCCCGUGGACUACAUCAACACACUGUUCCCGACCGAGCAGUCGCUUUCCAACGUCGACGAGGUCAUUGCGCGUAUGAACACCAAAAUAAGGCGCCUGGACGAGCAGAUCCGGACGGUGGUGCGGGGCCAGAGCAACGUGGGCUGCGAGGGGAAGCAGUCCCUGGAGGAGGCCCAGAGGGCCAUCCACCAGCUGUUCCUCUGUAUCCGCGAUAUCAAGGACAAGGCAGAGAAGUCCGAGCACAUGGUGAAGGAGAUAACGCGGGACAUCAAGCAGUUGGACAAUGCCAAGCGCCACCUGACGGCUUCCAUCACCACCCUGAACCACCUGCACAUGCUGGUGGAAGGAGUUGAUGCACUCAGAAAGCUGAGUCGCAAGCGCCAGUAUGGUGAGGUUGCCAACCUGCUUCAGGGGGUGAUGAAUGUGCUGGACCACUUCCAGCCCUAUAUGGCCAUCCCACAGAUACGCAAGUUGGCAGACGAGGUGGCCACCAUCCGUUCUGACUUGGCCCAGCAGAUCACGGCAGACUUCCACGACGCCUUCACGGGUCCCAAUGCAAAACACUUCACUCCGAACCAGCAGUUGGCAGAUGCAUGCCUGGUGGUGUCUCUUUUGGACAACAAAGUCAAGCAGGAGCUGCUCAAGUGGUUUGUGAGCCUCCAGCUGGCAGAGUACACCCACCUCUUCCAAGCCAACCAAGACGUUGCCUGGCUGGACCGAAUCGACCGGCGCUACACCUGGAUCAAGAAGCACCUGCUGGAGUUUGAAGAGAAGUUUGGUCAGCUGUUCCCGGCCGACUGGGAAGUGAGCGAGCGCAUCGCCGUCGAGUUCUGCCACAUCACCAGGAAGGAGCUGAGUCAGCUGAUGGCCCAGCGGGUGCAGGACAUGGAGGUGCGCCUGCUGCUGGUGGCUAUUCAGAAGACCACCAACUGGGAGACCUUGCUGGGCCGGCGCUUCACGGGGGCCACCCUGGAGGGUGCCAGGGGACCCCGCCUGCCUCCAGCCCAGCCACAGGGCGCGGAGGCGGAGAAGGGCAAGAACCCGUUUGAGGACGGGGCCGAGGACAAAAACCCCUUUGCCGAGGACAUGGAAGCCGAGAAGGACUCGCCUCAGGUCCCACUGGCCAAUGUGAACCCUUUCCAAGGCCUGGUGUCCAGCUGCUUUGAGCGGCACCUCAACAUCUAUGUGGAGUCGCAGGACAGGAGUCUCCGGCAGCUGCUGGACCAGUUUGUGGAUGCGGCGCAGCGUGCCCCUCUGCCGCAGCCCGACGUGGAGACGGCGGGAGUGCUGCCGAGCUGUGCGGACCUGUUUGUGUACUACAAGAAAUGCCUGGUGCAGUGCAGCCAGCUGACCAGGGGUGCCCCCCUGCUCGCCCUGGCACAGGUGUUUCGCAGGCACUUGGCCGACUACGCCACACGCGUCCUGCAGGGCUCCUUGCCCAAGGCCGGGGGCGGGAGCAGCGGCCCUGCGGCGGGUCUCAUCCAGAACUUCCAGAGCCUGCUGAAGGAAGGGGAGAGCUCCCGGCUGACGCCCCCGGAGCUGUGCCGCAUCUGCGGGGUGCUCAGCACCGCCGAGUACUGCCAGGAGACCACCCAGCAGCUGGAAGGUAAACUGAAGGAGAAAAUAGAGCCUGGCCUUGCGUCGCAGAUCGACCUGAGUGCAGAGCAGGACAUGUUCAACGGGGUCAUCAACAACUGUAUCCAGUUGUUGGUGCACGAUCUGGAAGCGGCCUGCGAACCUGCGCUCUCCACCAUCACCAAGACCCACUGGUCGAUGGUGAAGGCGGUGGGGGACCAGAGCGGCUACGUGACGGCCAUCACCGCCCACCUGCGCCAGACGCUGCCCCUGCUGCGCGACAACCUGGCCAACUCGCGCCGCUACUUCACACAGUUCUGCGUCCACUUUGCCAGCUCCUUCAUUCCGAGGCUGAUAAACCAGUUGUUCAAGUGCAAGCCCGUGAGCCCCAUUGGUGCUGAACAGCUCCUGCUGGACACGCACAGCCUGAAGAUGGUGCUGCUGGACCUGCCCUUGCUCGAGUCCCAGGUGGCCAGGAAGGCACCGGCCAGCUACACCAAGAUAGUGGUGAAGGGCAUGACCAAGGCGGAGAUGCUGCUCAAGAUGGUGCUGGCACCCCACGAGCCGGCCGAGAGCUUCGUCGACCACUACGCCAAGCUGUUGCCCGAGUCGGACGCCCAGGAGUUCCAGAAGGUCCUCGACAUGAAGGGCCUGAAGCGCAGCGAGCAGAACGUGCUGACGGAGGUGUUCCGCACGCGCAUCCCGACGGUGGCGCCCCUACCGGCGGCGCCCUCGGAAGGGGGCACGGCCGCCCAGCUGCUCUCGGCCCUGGCCGUGGUCACCACCGCCACGCCCGAGCACGAGUCCAGCCGCAUACGGCGCCUCGAGAAGCUCAUCAAGAAGCGCCUCUGACCGGGGCCCCCCGCACAUUCCGACCGUGGAGACGCCCACCCGCGCCUUCUAGGCGUGCCGCCGGCAAACCGCGGUUCCGUAUUUCCGUCGACCGUCGUUCGGGUCGAGGAGGUCAUAAAACGUUUCACCCGG
Messenger RNA from Ixodes scapularis (black-legged tick), 3001 nucleotides. It is a transcript of the gene Vps53, whose product is annotated as vacuolar protein sorting-associated protein 53 homolog. Gene Ontology annotation, biological process: retrograde transport, endosome to Golgi. The coding region runs from base 296 to 2869 and encodes 857 amino acids. NCBI's taxonomy places the organism in Eukaryota, Metazoa, Arthropoda, Arachnida, Ixodida, Ixodidae. The transcript has 21 exons. The record is from RefSeq and is a predicted model, not a curated record. Gene Ontology annotation, cellular component: GARP complex.